AAAUAUGGCUCCGCAUCUGCUCAGCAACACGAACCUUCUUCUUGCCGAAGUUAACGAAACCCAGAAGACUCACCUAUCGCCCAAAGAAACUUAUCAAACGACACAGAUCACUCAAGCUAAACCUACUAAAAAAGAAAAAAACGUCGAUGGAUCAGAAAUAGUAUGGCUUAAUGUAUUUGUAUUUGUGGUGUUACAUUCUGCGGCUUUCUAUGGAUUGUGGUUGAUAUUGUCCCUACAAACUUCCUGGAAGACAUUUGUGUGGAGCGCAGUCUACUUAUCAUUUGCCAGUACAGGGGUGACUGGAGGAGCACAUCGUCUCUGGGCGCACAGAGCCUACAAAGCGAAACUGCCCUUCAGGAUAUGGUUGAUGUUGGGACAGACAGCAGCUCUGCAGAACGACAUCUACGAAUGGGUCAGGGAUCAUAGAGUCCAUCACAAAUUCACAGACACCAAUGCCGAUCCUCAUAACUCCAGUCGUGGAUUCUUCUUCUGUCACGUAGGAUGGCUGAUGAUGAAAAAGCAUGAAGACGUUAAGGUUAAAGGAAAGACCAUCGAUAUGAGUGACGUAGCUGCUGAUCCUGUAGUCAGGUGGCAAAGAAAAUACUAUAUCCCACUGGUAACCUUUUUAACUUUCCUAAUGCCAACCUAUGUGCCAUACUACUUCUGGAAUGAAGACUUUAUGAUGUCUUUCUUCGUGUGCAUAUUCAGAUUUGUGUUGCAAUUGAAUGGAACCUGGUCAGUCAACAGCGCUGCACACUUGUGGGGGUACAAGCCAUAUGAUGGAUCAAUCAAUCCAGUAGAAAACCGUUUCGUUUCGGCCAUCGGUUUUGGAGAAGGUUGGCACAACUACCACCACACCUUUCCCUGGGACUACAAAGCGGCCGAACUUGGCAACUACAGAAUGAACUUCACCACCGCCUUAUUGGACUUCAUGGCACACAUCGGUCAAGCAUAUGACCUGAAAACUGUCUCCGCCGAAAUGGUAAGGAAGAGGGCACACAGAACCGGUGACGGUACGUGGAAAGACGGUAAGAUCGACAUUAACGCUGGUGUAGAGAAAAACCUUGACAAAAACCAGUUCUAUGACGACUGCGUUUGGGGAUGGGACGACAAAGAUAUGGCUGAAGAUGUUAGGAAAGAUGCUAACAUUAAAAAUAAGCAAUCAUAG
Molecule: messenger RNA, 1168 nt
Organism: Diabrotica balteata
Lineage: Eukaryota; Metazoa; Arthropoda; Insecta; Coleoptera; Chrysomelidae
Source: the annotation of a GenBank genome assembly